CCGCCAUUGAGCCAAUCGUAGCGCAGGGUCGCGUGUGACGCUGAAAGGAUGUGGGUCAGGCCAUGGGCUCUGCGGAGAGGAGUACCAUUCGGACUGGAACCACACGCCAUUACCGUAGCAGGAAUCACUAGUGCGACGUAAACGCAAGCGAAGAAGCAAGACCGAUCGCUCUGUAAUUGUGCGGCGAAAAACAACGACGGACUAUACUGGUUAAUUGUGGGCGCUGCGGAAAAACAUCUAACGUCUACGUUAUGAUGUUAAGUUCAGCACAUGGCAAUAGCUAUGAGGAAUGCAAGAUCACAUCCGAUUGGCUGAAGGCCCACACGGACGUUCGCCCUGUGCUAGCCAUAGUCUGCGGCUCGGGGCUGGGGGGACUGGCUAAGACAAUCAAAGACCCAGUCAUCCUAAAGUACCAGGACAUCCCCAACUUCCCCCAAAGCACAGUGCAUGGUCACGCGGGUCAGCUUGUGUUUGGGACUCUGCAGGGGAAGCAGUGUGUGUGUAUGCAGGGUAGAUUCCACCUCUACGAGGGCUACCCCGUCCAGAAGAUCACCCUACCCAUCCGCGUCUUCAAGCUGAUGGGCGUGCAGACGGUGAUCCUGACCAACGCGGCGGGCGGGUUGAACCCAGGCUACAGAGUCGGGGACGUCAUGGUGAUCAGGGACCACAUCAACAUGCCCGGCAUGGCUGGGAACAACCCACUGGCAGGACUCAACGACGAGAGGUUCGGCGUCCGCUUCCCCUGCAUGUCGGACGCCUACGACAGGAAGCUCCGGGAGAUGGCGCGCGAGGUCGGAGAAGAGUUGGGCUUCAGUGACUUCCUGAAGGAAGGGGUCUACGUCGUCCUGGGCGGCCCCUCCUUUGAGACCAUCGCCGAGUGCCGCAUGCUUCACUCCAUGGGGGCGGACGCCGUCGGCAUGAGCACAGGCCACGAGGUGAUCGUGGCGCGCCACUGCGGCAUGCGCUGCUUCGCCCUGUCCCUCAUCUCCAACCAGUCGGUCAUGGACUACACCAGCGAGGAGAAGGCCAACCACGAAGAGGUGCUGGAGACGGGCAAAGGGAGGGCGGCUCAGAUGGAGCAGCUGGUGUCCACCAUCGUGGCUCGCAUGGAGUAGCCCGGGCGUCUCGUUAGGCCGGCCCCACGUGUCCAAUGGCAGGUCAACAUUCCUACCCACUCACUUAGCUGUGUUCGAAAUCGAUCCCUAUCACGGAUAUAGCGCACUAUAUAGGGUGCUCGCCGUUUUGUAUUUAACAUAGAAAAUGUAACAUUCAAAAUUAAUUUCAAAAAACUUGAUCAAGGAAAUGUAACAUUCAACAUCAAUACAACCUCCAGCUUUCCUCGUGAGUGCCCGGUUUGUUUACAUGAUGUGGGCGCAUCUGUCUGCGUCACACAAAUACCCGGCGCAUUUACUGACGCAAAUGACGCUCAGAAAUGUUCAGCGUAGGGUCCGAAUUCUCGUUUGUUCGUUCCCUAUAUAGUGCACUAUAUCAUGAACACUAUAUAGGGAAUAGUGAGUGAGUGAAUAGGGAACGAUUUCAAACACAGCUACUAACUCCCAGCGACUGAUAUCCCCCGAGAGCUUGGGUCGCAGCUGGCAGGCUCAAUCGUUAAUACUGCGUAGGCUUGUUUUUGGAAAACUGGAGAAUGCGACCAGAGAAUUCUGUUACGUGGGGAAUGUGGUCUCUUUUGUCCAAUAUACUGUGCAGUGUUUUUCCUGCACGCACCAAGCAGUGGCUUUCAAAUACUAUUUGUUGGUGAUAACACUUUUUAUCAUGUUCUCAUAAUUAUUGUUCUACCUUCCCAUAUGUUGCAUACUUUAUUUAAAAAUUUAUAUUUAUAAUAUUAUUAUUUAAUUUUGACAGUGAAUGGCAAAAAACGCUUAAUUCCACCCCUCUUAACUGAGAAUGGUCAAAUUAAAUACACAUGUCAACCGGAAGUAAGGAGGAGGUCAACAUGCUCUCUUAUAAUGCCUGGUCUUAUGGAAUUGUUUUGAUUUUGAUUCUGUAAAAAAAAGGGCAGUUACUGCGAAAAGUUUUUUUGCGAGAAUACGAUUAUGCGAAUAAGCCAGCCCCAUGAGAUCAGCCCCAUAUUCAAUCAUUCACAAGUCCACCUCAAAGUGGCCCCGGGACGUGAACCGUGGCGUGCUCGCUCGUUGGCCAUGCUAGCGUGUUGGCAUGCUCAACGAAUAUUGCGCACAUGACAAGUGUGUUCAUGCAACUACAGGCUUUUCCUUCAGCAAAAAAUACAUCAAAAACAACUCGGUAUCGUGGCUAAAAAAUUAUCUUGGGGGAAACACAGGCGUGAAAAUAUUUAUAAAUAGAUAUAUAAAAGGUUAUGUAUGUACAUAACUCGAGAAAAUGCUUACGUAUGACUCACAAUUACUCUUGGGGUUUAAACUUGAAACCACCUCCAUCGUUGUUUCUAAUUUAAGAAUUGUAUUAAUUGUUUGAACUCGAUAAUACAUUCCCUGCUUAAGGUUAAAGGUGCGAUGCUUCAAAUAUUUAUAGAACUGUAUAAAUUAUUGUGUGUGUGUGUGUGUGUGUGUGUGUGUGUGUGUGUGUGUGUGUGUGUGUGUGUGUGUGUGUGUGUGUGUGUGUGUGUGUGUGUGUGUGUGUGUGUGUGCGUCAAAGUCUAAACCACAUUCCAUUUCUAUUUCUCCUACCCUACUGUUAAAAAACUGGUUUACUUUCUUAAAAUCACUGAUAUAAAAAAUAUGUUUACAACAAAGAAUUUGAUUCCAUUCCUGUUUAGUUCUGCAGCCAUUACAUCUGUCCUUGGACAUUUAAAUGGAAAUAAUAUGCAGGAUGCAUGUAAGAGAAUGGAGAGCCUGUCAUUAAUCCAUUUCUAAGAGCAUUGGGCAUCCACAGUGCAACUAACUCGCAAUUAGUCCGCUUCACUAGUAAUCUUGUAUUUCUGUCUAUGUUGCUUCAUUCCCAAUAAACAAAUCGGUCUGAAUAACAA
Molecule: messenger RNA, 2962 nt
Organism: Gadus macrocephalus (Pacific cod)
Lineage: Eukaryota; Metazoa; Chordata; Actinopteri; Gadiformes; Gadidae
Gene: pnp5b
Product: purine nucleoside phosphorylase 5b
Exons: 6
Coding region: 252-1115 (287 amino acids)
Biological process (GO): nucleoside metabolic process
Cellular component (GO): cytoplasm
Molecular function (GO): purine-nucleoside phosphorylase activity
Source: RefSeq, a predicted model, not a curated record